Messenger RNA from Xiphophorus hellerii (green swordtail), 2373 nucleotides. RefSeq names its product coagulation factor XIII, A1 polypeptide b (gene f13a1b). Lineage: Eukaryota; Metazoa; Chordata; Actinopteri; Cyprinodontiformes; Poeciliidae. Gene Ontology annotation, molecular function: protein-glutamine gamma-glutamyltransferase activity. The record is from RefSeq and is a predicted model, not a curated record. The coding region runs from base 136 to 2364 and encodes 742 amino acids. The transcript has 15 exons. Gene Ontology annotation, biological process: blood coagulation, fibrin clot formation; peptide cross-linking.
AGCAGAAGCAGAAGAGUCCUGGAUGGAGCAGCAGCAGAUCAGCUCCACCCUUCAGCAGCUUCUGCAACUCCAGCCGAGGUGCAUCAGACUUUCUUAAAGCCUGACUGGAGUACAGCGCUUCAAGAAACCGUCAAAAUGUCUGACCAGGGCGACGCCCCGACCCCUUCCGCUGCCCCCGCUCCUCCCGCCGGACGUCCUCCCAAGGUGGGCCACCGGGGCCGAGCGUCAGGCCCCACGGAUAGCGACAACUUUGAGACAGCCGACAUCCCAGAAUUAGAAUACUUUGUAGCACCGGGUCCGAGAGGAUACCCUCCUCUGACAGACUUCCUGGACAUCUCGGAUGUGGACAUGAUGAGGAGGCGAGACGAAACCAACAAGACCGACCACCGCACCAACCUGUACCACUGCGACAAUCUCAUCGUCCGCCGAGGUCAAGAGUUCCAGAUCAAGAUCACCUUCAGUCGUGCUUACAAACCUAACGAGGACAAGUUUGCCGUGGAGUUUGUCAUUGGCACCGAUCCUCAGUACAGCAAGGGGACCUACCUUCCUGUGUUUCCCACCAAGACCCGUCAGAGCUCCUGGGGUGGUCGCGUCAUACAGACCAACGACAACGUGGUCACCAUGGGCAUCACGCCAGCAGCCAACUGCAUUGUGGGAAAAUAUCACAUGUACGUUGCAGUGCAGACUCCGUUUGGCAUUCGUAGGACGAAGCGGGACAACAGCAGAGAUUUAUACGUCCUCUUCAAUCCUUGGGCAGCAGAUGAUGCUGUGUUUCUGGAUGAUGAGGCAGAGAGGCAGGAGUGCGUGAUGAAUGAGUUGGGGGUCAUUUAUCACGGCGCUUAUGACGACGUGUCCGAGAGAAACUGGAACUAUGGACAGUUCAACUAUGGAGUUCUAGAUGCCUGUCUGUACAUCAUGGAUCGGUCUGAAAUGCCAAUCACCAACAGAGGAGACCCCAUAAAGGUGACCAGAAAGGCCUCUGCCAUGUUGAACUCACGUGAUGAUGACGGUGUGCUGGUGGGGAACUGGAGCGGCGACUACACCUACGGAGUGGCGCCCACUUCCUGGACCGGCAGCACCGACAUCCUGCUCAGCUACUCUGGCAGCAAGAUGCCCGUGUGCUACGCUCAGUGCUGGGUCUACGCUGCUGUCUUCAAUUCCUUCCUGCGCUGUCUGGGCAUCCCGUCCAGAGUGGUCACCAACUACUACUCUGCUCACGACAACGACGGAAACCUGAAGUUGGACAUAAUUCUGGACGACAACGGCAGAAUCGAUCGAAGCCGCACCAAGGACUCCAUCUGGAACUAUCACUGCUGGAACGAGUGCUACAUGUCCAGACCGGACCUCCCUCCAGGUUUUGGAGGCUGGCAGGUUGUGGACGCAACGCCACAGGAAACCAGCGACGGGAUGUACAGAUGUGGACCUGCGUCUGUCCUGGCCAUAAAACACGGACACAUUUGCUUCCCAUUUGAUGCUCCCUUUGUGUUUGCUGAGGUCAACAGCGAUGUCGUGUUUUACUCACGGAAGAAUGACGGGACCAUGGAGCCGGUCAGAGUGAACAAAAGUCACGUGGGUCGCAUGGUUUUGACCAAAGCUGUGGGAAGCAAUGGUCGUCGAGACAUCACCGAUCAAUACAAGUUUCCUGAAGGAAGCCCAGAGGAGCGGACUGUCCUGGAAAAGGCAGAGGAGUUCGGCUGCAAGCAGGAGAAGUCCAGCCCCCCUGAGGCGGAUGUGAACGUGGUCCUGCCCACCCUGGAGAUCAGUGUCGGCAAUGACUUUGAGUUCAACGUGGAGUUUGUCAACCAGAGCUUGCAGAAGCGCACGGUGCAGGCCUACGUCAGCGGGAGUGUGGUGUAUUACACCGGAGUCUCCAGCAAUGAGUUCCUGUUCAAGACCCCCACUGUGACCAUUCCGGCCCAAAAGAGUGUGAAGGAGCUGAUGACGAUUGAGUCGAGGAACUAUCUUGCUCACCUGGUGGAACAGGCCAACCUUAACUUCAUAGUCACUGGGAAGAUCAAAGAAACCGGCCGUAUCGUGACCGCCAUGAAAGUGGUCACCCUGCACACUCCCAAACUCACUGUUGAGGUGUCUGGCGGCGGCAGAGUGAAUGAAGAGAUGAUGGCCAGCGUGCAGUUUACCAACCCCUUCUCCUUCAACCUUGAGAACGUCCACCUCCGAAUGGAAGGACCCGGAGUCAUGGAGCUCAAAUCCAGAUACUACAGUCUGCUCCCCGGUGGCUCCUCUCUGACCUGGACUGAGAUGUUUACUCCACAGAGGGCUGGCAAGACCAGAGUGAUGGCUACUCUGGACUGUUCUGGUCUCAGACAGGUCUCCGGCCAGGCAUCCAUCACCAUUGAAACCUAAAGAGAAAAC